AUGUCUGGGGAGGAGCGCGCAUCUCGACCGAAUUCGCUGGUCCUGGAAGCGCCGGCUCCCGAACGCGAGCCUUUACGGUUCGAUGUGCAGCUAGUUGGAGCCCCACCUGAAGUCGAGCAGCUUGUAAACAAUAUUAAACAAGUUGCUGAAGACUUUCUUUACCAUUGGAAAACUUUUCCAAUUGUGCUCCCCCAGUCCAGAUUCACGGGUCCUGGCAAUCGACCAUCGGAUAUUAUAAUCGCGCCGCCAUGCGACGAGCUGGACGCCGCGGCACUCGACGCGGGCGUCGAACCCCACCCCCUUUCACCAAAGCAGCUUCAUUCUAUAAGAGAAAAAGGCGAGUUCGAGGUGCCAUCACGACAUUUUCCUGGGCAAACGCAUGUGUGGCGGGUUGCGGGUUGGCUGCAGCGGGGUAGGAUACGGGCCCGUGAAGAACUCUACUGCCACAUAGCGAGAGCUAUCGCCCUCAUUGUCGUGGUGUCGCGCGAUAGACUCCUGCGAGAUGAACCACUUUCUCUUAUCGCUGGGGCUAAGGCGUUGAUGCAAGGGUUGCAUAGAUUAAUGGAUGUCAUAUUUGGAAUGCCAUCGCUCGAAGCACGCGAUCUAGAGAAAAAAAUACGAGAAGAGCGCUCACGGUAUCUUGUUGCUGAACUUAUAUGUAAGCCGGAAAAUCAAGAGGACAUAGCAGCGUUAGCCGCGUGGGUGACGCGCGCGAUGCGACGGGCGUCCACUGAGAAAAGGGACGCGAGGGACUCUUCUUCACGCGCCGCGCCCAGAGUGCCCUACUUGUAUACAACACCGCAAAGGACUCAGGUUGACCUCCGUCUGUACAAGCGUGACCUGCUGCGCCGCGCGGCCCCGGCGCUGCAGACCAUCCUGGACAGAGAGUCCAGGGGCUGGUUCCUACACUUCCGCGAGCGGAGAGCCGCCCUACUCGCCAGCCAGAAGAUGCCUAUGAAAGAUAUUGAAGAGGAGGUGAGCGCGGCGGCGAUGCGCGAGUACGUGUCGCGCGUGUGCGGCGCGGUGCUGGCGAGCGAGGCGCUGGCGGCGCUGGGCGCGGGCGUGCCCGACCUGCUGGCCGCGCAGCUGCGCGCCGCCGUCAUUGUCAACAGAGCGGAAGAAGGCAUCCGACGUAAGCUCGAAGCGGGCCUCGCGACUGCCGAAGCGCGCAUCAGGGCUUCCCAUCCAAUCCUCUCGCGGGCCGAAGCGUGGCGCAAGGAGAAGCUCGCCGUAGCGGCCCAGGGCCUGCGCAAUGAGCUCCGCUGGGCCGGCAUGGAGGACGCCGCGAACGCAAUGCAAGGGAACAAGCUGCCGCAACACAGAUACUUCUUGUUGAGGGAUCUGACGUUUCUGAGAGAUCGGGAGCCGUUGCUUAUGAAGGAGCUUCGCGCAGCAAAAACUCCGACCCGCGAGUUCGUAUGGGCGACCCGCAUAUGGCUGCCGCGGAACUGGGAGAUCGUGCGCCACUUCCGCGGGCGCUCCGAGCGCAUCCCCACCGUGGUGAGCGCGCGCGCCACCAGCAUCGUGACGCCGCGCUCCGACCCCUCGCAGCCCGUGUUCCUGGCGCACCUGGACACCACCAGGACCACCACCACCCGGUGGCCAGGGUGGAGGUUGCUCAAUUUAGCACACAGAACUUGGUGCUGGACGUGGAACCUGAUGUUCGUGCUGGGCGUGCUGCUGCCCUGGUGCUCGCCGCUGUCGCUGCGCACUCUGCUCUGUGUCAAACCGUUUGUGCCCGAUCUUGAACUUUCACAGGUAAAUGGAACUCUAUUUCCGAAGCGCAGCAGUGAAACGCAAACCAUGUGGUCCUUGUUGCUCAAACUGUGGCGAUACGUUUCUAAAGAGAGAACGCGGUUCGAAACCGAACCUGACACAGGCCUCCUCGGCAAAGGGCUCAGCAGGCAAGCGAACCGCGUGUGGAACUACGGCGUGGUGGGCGGGCUCGGGUCGCUGGCGCUGCUGCUGCUGUUCCCACUGGCGGCGCUGGCGGCGAGCUCGCUGGCGCUGCUGGCGGCCGCCAGCGUGCCGCUGUGGCUGCCCGGCGCCGUGCUCGCGCUGCACGCCGCCUUCGCGCUCGUCUACGACCUCGACUGUCCCGACCCGGGGAGGCUUAAUAGGUGGUUCGUGUUGUUUGAAGCAAUAAUAUGGCGAAUAGGAUUUCUUGGUAUAGUGCAGCCUAUUCUGGCAUUCCUAGUUGCUAUCUUUUUAUGUCCACUCGCAGCUCUUAUAUUACUUGUUGGCGGGGUGGGGUGGUGGGUGGCGCGCGGCGCGUGGGAGGCGGUGGCGUGGCGCGCGCUGAUCGUGCGCGCGGCGCGCGUGCCGGCGCACGACUCGCGCUACUGCCGCCGCGUGGCCGGCCCCGCGCUGCACACGCACGCCUCCUACCAGAUCACCGCGGCGCAGGCGCUGGCGGCGGUGUGCGCGCGCGGCGAGCUGGAGGCGCUGGCGGCGUGGGCGGCGGACACCGAGGCCGCCAUCGAGCGCCCGCUCAAGGACUACCAGCACUUCGUCGACGCGUGCUUCGGACCCUUCUCUGUGCAGAUCGCUAAGACGGGCGCGUACAAGCAGGUGGAGAAGGAGUGCGCGGAGCUGGUGUGGUCGGCGCGCGAGAAGCUGGCGGCGCGGCGCCGCGACCUGGCGCUGCCGCUGGCCGACGCGGCGCGCGCGCGCGUGCGCAUGCUGCCGCACGACCUGCGGAAAGCAGUGCACGCGUCGGCGGUGGAGCUGGCAGUGAUGUGGGGCGCGGCGGCGCGCGCGGACGAGUGGUGGGCGGCGCGCGGCCUCGAGCCCGCCGACUGGCACGCGCUCGCCGCCAACACGCUCGUCGACGUGUUCGACGCGGAGAUCCUGGUAGCGCUGGAGGAGGGCGAGGCGCGCGUGGCGCUGGAGGCGGGCGCGGGCGCGGCGCGCUGGCGGGAGCUGGCCGCGCGCCACCCCGCGCCGCCCGACGUGCUCGCCGAGCGCGACGACUGGCGCCCCGCGCCCGGCGUGUGGGGCGAGUGGAGCGGCACGCCGGCGCCGCGCGUGCCGCCGCCCGCGCUGGACGCGGCCGCCUUCAGCCCGCGCCACGCGCACCUGCCGCCGCUGCCCGCGCCGCCCGCCGUCGCGCUCGUGCUGCACAACCGUGAAUCCGAUAACCCUGUGCCGUUAGACAGCGACCUUUGUAUGGAGAUUUUAAGGUCUCUCGAAGACGCGCCCGACUGUGAUGAUAGAAGAGAAGGUGUGGAGCGCUACCGCGGCGGCGGCAGCGAGGCCACCAGCGACACCAGCGGCUCCGAUACGCCCGACGACGACGCGCUCUGCAGGAUCUCCCCGCGCACGGAGCGCGCGGCGUGCCGCUGGACGCUGACGGGGCGCGGCGUGCGCCUGCGCGCCGACCUCGCCAGCCCCGAGGACGUCUCGCUCGACGCGGACCGCCACUGCGGCACCUCCGUU
This is a messenger RNA of Brenthis ino (lesser marbled fritillary), 3438 nucleotides long. Lineage: Eukaryota; Metazoa; Arthropoda; Insecta; Lepidoptera; Nymphalidae. The record is from the annotation of a GenBank genome assembly.